Messenger RNA from Paraglomus occultum, 474 nucleotides. The record is from the annotation of a GenBank genome assembly. Lineage: Eukaryota; Fungi; Glomeromycota; Glomeromycetes; Paraglomerales; Paraglomeraceae.
AUGGCACGUGGUAGUGACAGUUCACGGCAGUCAACUCCCACAAGAGUAAGAACACCCCAAAGACGACGACCUCCAGCAUCAAAAAGACUACGACCGUUAUCGUCACCUAGUUCGACAAGGCAGAGAGUCGGGGAUCCCAUAAACCCUGGAAGAGGCAAAAGGCGAUAUCGGCCUGGCACGUUAGCUCUUAGAGAAAUACGACAUUAUCAAAAGACCACGGAUUUACUCCUUCGAAAGCUGCCUUUUGCGCGGGUGGUACGCGAAAUUUCUCAAGAAUUCAUCACUGAAGGUGACGUCGGCCUAAGGUGGCAAAGUGCUGCUUUACUGGCCUUACAGGAAUCUGCAGAAGCAUUUCUGGUACAUCUGUUCGAGGAUGCCAAUCUGUGUGCAAUUCACGCCAAGAGAGUCACGCUUAUGCAGAAAGAUAUUCAACUUGCUCGACGUAUCCGCGGAGUAGUUGCUGGUCUUGGGUAG